GUCGUGGCCGUGUGGAAAUCACCGAGCCUUCACACGGGAAGCUGGGAAAGCCACACGGCCGUGUGGCCUGGCCGCGUGAUCGGGAAUUUCUGUUUAAAACUCGAUUUUCAGUCAAAGGAAAGGGGAGAGCUGGGUUUGUGGUUCCCAAACACCCAAGGGACGAACCCUAGAGAGAGAGAGCGACUUGGGAACAUUCUUGGAGCUAUUUUGGAGGAUUUCUUCUCCAUUGGAGCUCGGGAAUCAAGCUUGGAGAUGGAGAUUGAAGAUCUAGAUCAGAUUUCUACAGUCUCUCUCUUCUCUAUGGAGUAACUUCCCUUCACUUAGGUUUUGAGGAACCCUAGUUCCAUGUGUUAGGAUCUUUCUUGUAUGAAGUUUUGGAUGCUAUAUUGUUUUAUUAUAAUCGAUUGAGGCAUGAUUUAUUGAGUCAAUUGAAUCUUGAUCAAAUUCUCUUGAUUUCUGCUUUAACCUAUGAUAGAUAGAAUCUGAUUAGGUUAAGAGAGCUUCCUUGAUUGAUAGUUGUGAAUUGGUUGUGCGAGAGUCAACCAAUUCACUGCUUUGUACUGGAAUCCAAUUCCAGUAGUUGACUUCUGUGUUCAUAGCCUCAGCUUUCUAUCCCGGUGAAGUUAGUCGCCUGUCGGGUAGUUGGACUGAGAGGGCUUGGUCAGCUGAAGAGAUUCCAAGCUACUGUCGGAUCUUCCGCAGUUUAAUCAACAGUAGAUCAACCUAAGGUAAUUGCAACUUGGACCUAAUUGAGGAGCUAAGGGGAAUCAUACCUAAGUGAGUUCCCAACUUGUAAUUAGUAGAGUAGUCAGUAGAGUAGUUUAUAAAUCAAUCCUUAAUCUAGUUUGCUAGAUAAUGAACUGAAGUUGAGUAAUAGUAACUCUAGAGACCCGUGGAUUCGAUAUUUAUUACUUGUGCCACUAUACUGCAGUCCCUUUCAUUGGUUACACUUGGCCAUUGUUAGGUGUUGUGUUUUAGCGUGUCAAGUUUUUGGCGCCGUUGCCGGGGACUUUCUAGAUUAUUUGGAAAGGUGGAAGUUUGUUACUUUAGCAUUUUUCUUUUGUUUUCCGCCCUUGCUUUUCACUUGGGUGUUUUUUGUUUUUGUUGGUGCAGAUCUGAAUCAUUGACCCUCAUGGCUUCUCCAACCAUUGGGGGUAUCCACCACCAUCCCAGUGGUAUUACCUCGAGACUCCCUGGAGUAACCAAGGAGGAGAAGACUAUGGAGUCGGGUUUCAGUACCAACCCCCCUACUACGAAGAACAAUCAGACCCCUGGGUAUUUCAAGAACAAUCUCCUUAUCAAGAAGAAUUCCUCCCACAACAAGAAGGACCAUCAGAUCUUGGGUUUGCCACAGCCUUCACGGGCCACUCUGCAGAGCCAUGCUACACUUCACUGGAAGAUCCAAACAAACAAUUAAGGCUUCUCGUGGAGCAGUUUGCUCGAGACACUGAGAGAUCAUGCUCCAAGAUGGAUCUUCAAAUCAAAGCCCUUGCCCCUUCCGAUCCCUUAUUUCUCCAUGAAAUGGAGGAGACUGUUCAGCGCUCAGCGAAGCAAACAGAGUGGGUGGAGCAAGUUUGCUCACAUCUUGGUCAAGAUCACCUUUCUGCUACCACACUAGAAGAGGUGGAGGAUGACAAAGGCUACAGGGAUGUUGAGGAGCAUACAAAAGUUAUCACAAAGCACUCCCAUGAUAAUCAUGAUCAGGAAAGUCCUCUGGUUGCAGAUCACACCUUUCCUUAUUUCUGCUCUAACAUGCUGGGCCUGAGAGAGGAGAUGCAAGAUGAUCUCAUUGAAGAAAUUACAUGGCGACUUGCUCUCCAAUCUGUGCUAGAAGAAGAAGAGCAAGAAAGGGUGCAGAAAGAAGUUGUGGAGGAUGACGCAAGUGAAGCAGGAGGAAUUCUUGAUCAUUUCCCAGGGGUGAUACCACAUGAAGAAGAAAGGGGGGUUGAAGAAGCAAUUGGCGUCCAGGCUGAGGACGGAGUUAAGGUGGAAGAGGCUUGCACCGGCCAUGAGUUACAUGUGAUAUCUCCACCAAACUUCGCGGAACUGCUUAGCAAGGACCCAUUUGCAGUGUCUCUUUGCCAGGCCAAGGCCACGUCGACAUCGGUCCCUCUUGGUGGACGCGAUGGUGGUCAAUCGAUGCUGUCAUAUCUAGUUUGGGGCAAUGAGACGAGAGAAGGGAAGAAGAGGUCUCGAGGGUGGAGACGUUAUCUACAUCAAGUGCACGAGCUUCCAUCACCUGUCAUACCGCAUGCUCGUGACUUGAGACUCCACCUCAUCGACGAGAACCUCAACUUCAAGGAGGUUCUAGCAUGGACUGAAACUUAGGAGCCAUUCUCCGGCUCACGACGUGAAAGAAGCGCUUGUUGGGAGGCAACCCAACCAGUCGGUUUGAAUUUCUUUCUCUAUUUCUCCUCGGUUGAGUCAGUUUUGUUAUUUGAUUUUAGAGUCAAUAACUCAACCUUUGUGAGAUUUUGUGUGGUGUUUGUGUUCUGAUUACUCUCUCUUCCUGGAAUGCACCGCCUGCCCCGUCCAAAUCAUUCACCCUUGAUUUGGUAACUUCGUUCUACCCUCCUUAUCUUUCCUCCAUUGAGGACAAUGUCGUGCUUAAGUGUGGGGGGAUGUUCGAUUAUGUAUGCGGGUGAAUGUUUGGUUGUUUGUGUGCUUGGAGCAUAGUCCACUGUACAAAUUUUAUUUUAAAUUUGAGGGCUCCAAGUACGUGUUUCUUUGCAAAUUGCCUCCUCCGUAUGCUUUGAAUUGACAGUCUCUAUAGUAAUGUGCAACCUAGGGAGGUAGUGUAGCACUAUGGAGGAUGUUGAAGUAUAAGAUUUUUCCUAUCUAGCUCUCUGUUGUGCCAGUUGAUUUUGUGAAUUAGUGGAGCUAAGACCGUUGAAUUCAUUGGUAAUGGUGACUCUAUUUGGAUUGUGUUAUGGACUCGUGUAUCGAACAGGGUGCUCAUAUGGAAAAUGGGAAGCAGUUGGUCCUCCAUGUCGAAAUCAUUGAAAUCUUAAACAUGGGGUAAGCCCAACGUGUGUGGCACCGUUCAUUGCACAAAAUCGGGUUUUGGAAGAGAUUUUAGUGAUCCUUAGUGGGGUACUCCUACAAGGUGAAGCUAAGUUGUCUCUAGUACAAGUAAAAUUUUCACCCGUUGAACGGUUUGCCUACUUGAGGAUGUGUUUUUAAGGGCACGGAUAGAGCUUCCGACCCCCCUUGAUUUCAUUGACCCUCCACACGAGUUGAGGAAAAGGAGUUAAAAGAAGUACUCUGGCGAGCGCUAGAUGUACAAAAAUUGCUCUUGCUCGACUAAUAAGGGUCGACCGUGCAAAAGACUGCAGUUGGAACCCCUGCUAGUGAAAGAAGGAAAAAAAGAACAAGAAAAAUGUGAAUGAAAGUGCAAAAAGGGGUUCCAACGGUGAAAUGAAGUGAAAGAGCACCCCGGUACAACGAGUCCUUUGUUGUGAAUGGUGUGAGUCCCUUUGUCCAUGAACUGACUGUCUUACUUCUACUUCUUCUCAUGUUCCUGGCUUGAGUCUAGUACUCGCAUUGAGAGAGAUAGGGGACGUCUUAGAAGACCAGUUGACCUCGUAAGCUGCUAUAUGAUCUAGGAAAUCCUCUACCGACGAUCGGGGUUGUUUGUUGCUAUAGAGGUCUGGAGAUCUGCAUUGGUUUGAGUUAGGUUUGCUUGGGGACAAGCAAACAGUUAAGUGUGGGGGGAUUUGAUGACUCGGUAUUUGCACAUGUUUUCCCCUUUGUUUCUUGAUUGUUUGAGCUUGAAUUAUUGCAUCUUUGUCCUAUUUUAUGCUAGGUUGUGUUACUUUGUCACAUUUCAGGUACUAGAACAUAAAGUGAAGCAUAGGCGUAAGUUUCUCCACCGAUAAUGAAGUCUAUUGAUCCUAUUCUCCACGAAUGAUAAGUCCAUUAAGCAUCGAUUUGGGCCAAUUUAUUUACGUAUGGCAUUUUCGUAAUUUCUUGGGCGACGGAGGGCCAUUUUCUUUGGAUAUUGAAGGCUACAAAUCACGGAUUCGGCAUGAGGCUAUUCUCCAACGAUGAUUGAGUCCAUUAAGCACCGAUUUGGGCGGAUUUAUUCUGGGUUAAUUUUUGGCAGAUUCCAAAGGGAUACCAUCACAGAUUUCAGGCGAUUUAUCCAAAAUGCCAUUUUCUUUCGAUUAUGGAGGCUACAGAUCACGGAAUCAGGCCAAGGCUAUUCUCCACCGAUAAUAAAGUCUAUUGAUCCUA
Linum trigynum is the source of this 4236-nucleotide messenger RNA. NCBI's taxonomy places the organism in Eukaryota, Viridiplantae, Streptophyta, Magnoliopsida, Malpighiales, Linaceae. The record is from the annotation of a GenBank genome assembly.